AGGAGGAGAAGGAGGAGAAGGAGGAGCAAGACGCAGAAAGAUAAGAGAAGGAAGAAGAGGAAAGGAGGAGGGAGGAGACACGUGUAUAUCGUAUUCUCAGAUAUUCUGUCAAAUCUCAGGUAUACUCUGGAGUAGAGAGCAGGAGUAGAAGCACCGGAGAACUCAGUUGACCUGCACGCGUCGAGAUGAAAGCGUGAUGUGGGAACUAAAUAUGAUCUCGCUACUGCUCGUGAUACUGGCCAGCAGGCCAUCUAUACAGUUUAAUAUGGACCUGGAGAGCGGAGUUAUAUUUCAGGGUUCUCAAACUAGUUUAUUCGGGUUCUCCGUAGCUUCACAUAUAGAUCAAGGGGCAGGAUGGGUACUCGUCGGAGCACCGGAAUCCGAGACGGAACAGCGGAGAUGGGGGAUCCAGAGACCUGGAGCAGUUCUCAGAUGCUCUGCAGCCCCACCUCACCAGUGCACCAUCAUACCCUUCGACACGACGGGGAACAACAACGACACCGGGAAUACUAUCGACGAUAAGAGCAAUCAAUGGUUCGGAGCUACAGUCAGCAGCUCCGGUAUUGACGGAGUAGUGGUGGCUUGUGCUCCGAGAUACGUCUACUACUCUAUCAAUAACAAGAGAAGGGAACCUGUUGGAACCUGCUUCACGGCUGUCGAAUCCUUCUCCAGGUUCUCCGAGUACUCUCCCUGCAGAACAGGAGCCUGGGGGUACCAUAGACAGGGAUACUGUCAAGCUGGACUUGCUGCUGCUGCAACUAAGGAACGGAUAUUUAUUGGAACCCCUGGGAGCUACUACUGGCAGGGGCAAACCUACUCUCAAAAUCUCUGGAACAGGAUGGAUCUCAUUGCUACGGAGGAGGGUCCGGAGACAGAGGAUAAUACCUAUCUAGGGUAUUCACUGACCAUGGGAAGUUUUGAUGAGGAUAUGUAUCCUGAUCUAGUGGUGGGAAUGCCUCGUGGAGCAAACCUCACCGGGAAGGUUAUCUUUCUGUCAGGCCGGAGUAUGACCCAGCUGCAUAACGUGACCGGAGCCCAGGUCGGAGCUUACUUCGGGCACGCGGUCGCUGUCAGUGAUGUCAACGGUGACGGAAUGGACGAUGCUAUUAUCGGAGCUCCACUUCACACUGACUUCGGACUGACAGAUGGAAAAUAUGAGACGGGUCGGAUAUAUGUUGUCUAUCAGAAUAAAGAGCAUAAGUUUCGCAAAUGGCACAUCAGGGACGGAGAAACCUCAAAAGGACGGUUUGGUUUUGCUCUGGCAGGACUAGGAGACAUGGACAAGGACGGAUAUGGAGAUUUUGCCGUUGGAGCUCCAUACAGUGGACCAAGAGGAGAAGGUGCUGUUUAUAUCUAUCGUGGAUCUAAAGCUGGAGUUAGAGAGAGGCCAGAUCAGGUCAUAUUCGGUGGAACAUUGAGAGAGAACAUUCGAGGGUUUGGAUUUUCUCUCUCCGGAGGAGUAGAUCUUGAUUCCAACUCCUAUCCUGAUCUUGUUGUCGGAGCUCCACACUCCGACCAGACUGUUCUACUCAGGGCGAGACCAGUGGUUAAUCUAGAGGCGGAGAUAUCAUUUCUAUCCGAGGGAGGGAAUAUUGACAUGGAGCUGAAGGGUUGUGAGACGAGAGAAGGAGAGAAGGUUUCCUGUUCCCAGAUCAGGAUCUGUGUAACAUACUCUGGUGUCGGAGUAGACAAGAAAUUAAGGAUCUCGACAAAGAUUGAACUGGACACUAAGAAACAGUUGAGCUCAAGGAUGUAUUUCCUCAAGGAGGAAGAAUAUUUUAUCCAGGAAGAUUUUCUCCUCACAAAAGAGAUUGAAAGCUGCAGAAACUUUGAUGUUUAUCUCAUUCCGAAUAUCCGUGACAAGCUAACUGGACUUGAAUCCAAACUGACCGUAAAGCUGUCACCUACAAGGUCGGAGCUGAGCCCGGUUCUAGGUCUCUCCACCAGCUCCGUAGAGUUCCAGAGUUUAACCGGUAGAUCGGAGGAUAUAGAGCUGGUGACCAGGGAUACUGUUAACAUACAGAAGGAUUGCGGGCCAGACAAUAUCUGUAUACCAGAUCUCAAGAUAUUUCACACUUGCAAUUUGGAUGAGUACUCCGUUGGCAGCGAGGACAGAUUUGAGAUCAACCUCGAGGUUCACAACCACGGAGAGGAUGCUUACGAGGCCACGUUCUACCUGAAUCUCCCGGAGGCUGUUAACUACGUAAAGACUGAGGUUAUGGAGGGAUACGGAGAGAUAUCUCAUGGUAGUAUUCCUGUCCUGUGUUCUCCUCCAACCCUCAACAAUAACUUUGUCCUAAAAUGUGAUCUCGGAAACCCAAUGGAAGCAAACAGUAAGGCUCUUCUCCGAGUUGUUCUCCAGCCUGAUAUCUCAAGUCUCGAGGACGUAUCUAGUUUCCAGAUGCAUCUAGAGGUCAACAGUUCUAACCCGGACACCCUGGACACUCUCAGGGAUAACAGGGUGGAGAUAAACCUUCCAGUUCGAGUCCGAACAGAUCUCAUAAUUCGUGGACUUUCCGUUCCUGAGGUUAUUCGGUUCAACCGUAGCGAGUACAAAGACGAUGUUGGGAUAGAUGAAGAGGUUCAAGUUGGUCCUGAGAUUAUGCACAUAUAUCAGAUUGAGAACCAGGGUCCGAGUGGUAUUGAGGCAGCUGAGGUUUAUAUCCUCUGGCCUUCUCUCCGUGAGACUGAGGAUCCUCUCCUCUACCUGACCUCUCAACCAUGGGUUGAAGGACCUGGAGCUUGUCAGUUUGUUACAGAUGUAAACUCUCUUAAUAUCAAGGUUGAUCGCUACCGGCACACCUACUCCCAUGUGAAGGAGCUGGAGGAGAAGUACAGGCACCAGGUUAACUACACGGAGGAGGAUAUACUGGAGCUUGAACCCGUCCUAAACGAGAAAUCUGGGUUCGGAUACUCCAGAAGAAAGAGAGACGUUGAUACGGAAUUUCUCUCCGAGCUGAACUGCGGCCAGACCAAGUGCACCUUCAUCUCCUGUGUUAUCGGGCCCCUGGAGAAGAAAGGAUUCACCUUGAUAAAGAUCCGAUCUCGGCUCUGGGUUCGAACCCUUGAUAAAAUCAAGAGGAACGAUGUCGAGAUUUCAUCUAAACUUGUUACUAAAGUGACAAAGCUCCCAUACGGAGUAAAUCCUGAAUACCUCGGGUUUAAAACUCAUCACGUGACAACUCAGGUACUAUCCCUGGAGAUGGGAGAAGGAGGAAGUAUUCCUCUCUGGAUCCUGAUUCUUGCAGUUCUGGCCGGUUUACUCUUCCUCUCCCUCCUAACCUAUAUCCUGCACAGACUCGGAUUUUUCCACCGACAAAGACCGGACGAGUAUGAUUAUCAAGCUACUCUCCAGGAGAAACCGAACCUUGGUAAGGAGAGUAAAAACCAACUUGUUGGACAGAACUCUCAAUACCAUCUUCUAGCAAGUACACCCAAUGGUUCUAACGGCUCCAACGGAUCGGCCUGGGACCGUUCCAACACGUCCAAUGGAUCCGCCUGGGACCGUUCCAGAAGUUCUUCUCAGAGGUUUAGUAACACUAGUGUCAGGAACAGUACGAAUAGUUCAACUAUUUACUAUCCAGGACAGAGACAUCCUGAUAUGCAACCUGGAGAUGAAGCGUUAUAAUAACUUAUUAUUAUUUAUUUAGAAAAAUUAUCUUUUUUGGUUUAAAGUAUGGCUGCAAGGAAUCCAGCCUAGUGAACCUGUCUCAAAUCUCAGUGUGCCAUUCUUAGAACCAGUUCUCAACCAUCACAAUUUAUCAUGCAGUUAUCUGAUCCCCUGUACUGUUUAUGUACAGUGUACAAUGUACAAAUACGUGCAUUUUCAGCUGUUGCAGUACACUAGCUUUACAUUUGAAGUAUAGACAAGAAAACAAUACAAUUGUGUGUUCUGCAUUGUAUUGUUCUGUACAAUGUAAAGUGUACAGAAAUGUAAUAUGUAAAUUGUACACUUCUCCAAGUCUAACAAGAGCUUGACAAUGUGCCAGUGAAUCGUAAAUUUAGAAUAAUUAUUGUUAACCAAGGAUUUUAAAUCAGUAAGAUAGAAAAUUCUUUUUUAUAU
Messenger RNA from Eurytemora carolleeae, 4063 nucleotides. RefSeq names its product integrin alpha-PS2. Gene Ontology annotation, biological process: cell-matrix adhesion; cell adhesion mediated by integrin; cell-cell adhesion. Gene Ontology annotation, molecular function: integrin binding. The coding region runs from base 197 to 3628 and encodes 1143 amino acids. Gene Ontology annotation, cellular component: external side of plasma membrane; integrin complex. The record is from RefSeq and is a predicted model, not a curated record. The transcript has 20 exons. Lineage: Eukaryota; Metazoa; Arthropoda; Copepoda; Calanoida; Temoridae.